AUGGCGGCGCUCUCGCCAACGAGAGCGGCGCCCGCCUCUCUGCUCGCCAUGCCGACCGAGAUCGUCUGCAAGGUCGCAGAGUUGCUUGACUUUAAAGAUUUCCAGUCCUUGCGCCUCACCUCUACUGCACUCGAGAAGAAGUCUACCUACCAGUUUGCGAAGCGCUUCUUCACAACUAUCAAUCGCUAUUUCACUAGGGAAGAAUUGCGCAUUCUCCUAGACAUCUCCCAGAGCACGAAAUUCGCCACUUCUGUCAAGGUCCUCAAUCUCCGCGCUGUCCAUGUCUAUGAGCCCGAACAUGAUAUGCUUCAGAUCGAGUAUAACAAUGAUACUAUUGAGGAAGAGAAUAAAUGCAUUCUUGAUCGGUACAAGAAAGCAAGCGAAGAGAAGUCCUCCAGCGAACUGACCGGAUUGCAUGCCUCCAUGAUGACAGCAGCCUUCACCAAGCUCGUUAACCUGGAUCACAUCCAUCUUGUCGAUAGCUAUGGCCCUUCGUAUGGAGAUGAUUUCACAGGAUGGUCAGAAUUAGCAGGCAUAACACUACCAGUGUUCUCUCAUUGGGCUAUGCCGGUACUGCUGUCUGCGAUCAUGACAAGCGGGUUACAAGUGAAAGAGCUAGAAUUUUCGAAUUACCUUGCAGACGAGUACGGAAGUUUCUCCCGUAAUGUCAGAUCUAGGAUGCCAGAAUUUCAUUUCUGCUCUUUGGACUCAGUUCGCAAAUUGGAAUUAAGGAGCACAGACGCCUGGGACAAAAAACGACGAGCGUGCGAGUACAUUGUUGCGCUUAUCUUAGCCUUUCCUAAACUACACAGCUUACAUCUGGGGUUCGACUGGGACUGGCUCGACAAAGCUCUCGCUACUGGUCGAAUCAUGGCAUCGUUGGCAAAAUUCGUGCAGCUUGACAACCUCCGCGAGCUUGUACUGGAUUUUUCGGUGCAUGCAACCGCGUCCCAUCUUAUCCGCUUUCUCCGAAACCACAAGGACACAUUGAAGAGGCUAUCCAUUACUUACGCCAGAUUGAACGAUGGCUUCUGGAGUUCUGUUAUCGAGGCCGUAAGAGAUACCUUAAACCUGGAAAGCUUUGUCUUUGAAAAAAAUGGGUAUCGUCAUGGAGGUUAUGUUGGUUUCGAGUGGAUCGGCAAAGGCCCCUUCGCACUAAGCUCUUGGAGUACAGGGGAGGAGCGUGAUGAGAGACUUCAUGGAACUGAGGAUAGCCGCCCGUGUAGCGACACGAAUUGUCGAAGUGAGGACUACGUAUACGUUCAUCAUGGCGUAGAUGACGGAUGGCUGCUUCAGGAGGUGAUCAUGGAGAAUGGUUUCAAGGAGGCUUUGUCGGAAAUGAUUGAAGUUUGCAGUGAAACAAAUUGACGACACGGCAUAAGGGCGGAGCAGUGGCGACUGGGAAAGCUGGGAGGCUUCUAAAUUUUUUGGCUAGGCCGAAAUGCGGCUAAAUGGAUCAGGUAGCAAUGAAAGGCAG
Molecule: messenger RNA, 1477 nt
Organism: Aplosporella prunicola CBS 121167
Lineage: Eukaryota; Fungi; Ascomycota; Dothideomycetes; Botryosphaeriales; Aplosporellaceae
Exons: 2
Coding region: 1-1368 (455 amino acids)
Source: RefSeq, a predicted model, not a curated record